Neocloeon triangulifer is the source of this 2007-nucleotide messenger RNA. RefSeq names its product proclotting enzyme-like. Bases 64 to 1599 code for a protein of 511 amino acids. Lineage: Eukaryota; Metazoa; Arthropoda; Insecta; Ephemeroptera; Baetidae. Gene Ontology annotation, biological process: proteolysis. Gene Ontology annotation, molecular function: serine-type endopeptidase activity. The transcript has 7 exons. The record is from RefSeq and is a predicted model, not a curated record.
GUCCUCAGGUUACUUAACCAGUUUAUUGGCAGAAACAACAAACACUGGAACACAGUCGCUUUAAUGGCUCCGCUCUUAGUGCUUCUACUCGUUUCCCUUCUGCGCCCCGUAGAACUCAAAGUGUACGAGACGGAAGAUGCCAUAAUAAUUGACGCAGAACCCGAUGGCGUGAGGAAGACCCGCGACGUGGGCCGCCAGUGGCCGCCCGCGCUACCCAUCGGGCCGUGCUUCACGUCCCAGGGGCAGCUCGGUCGGUGCUCCAGCUUCCGCCAAUGCUACCCCUACUUCAAGCUGCCCGAUCUCAACAACUGGGACUCGUGGGUGCUCGGCAUGUACGACACCUGCAGCUACUUCAACAGCAACGGCCGACAGGCUUUUGGAGUUUGCUGCGUGAACCCCUCGUUCCCGGGAAGCGGAAGUGGAUCUGGAGCUGGAACGACUCAGCGCCCAAUCCAGCCCCCUAGACCCACAGCCCCUGUCGUCGCUCCUCCUGCCCCCGCGGCGCCGACGCCGUUCCCGGUGCUGCCGCCGCAACCGCAGCCCCAGAACCCGCAGAACCCUGUGCCCCCUAACUGGCCCCCGACUAUUCCUCCCCUGCCGACCCACCCCCCGGACCACACGGCCGCCACGCACCCUCCCUUCUUCGGAGUCCAACCGACGAAGCCCGCGGCCCCCGUCGUCCCCCAGAACACCACCCCCAGACCAACUAGCCCCAGACCUACGCUGCCGCCCCAGCAGCCCCCGACUGCUCCCGUUUACCCAGCCCAACCCCCGGCCAUCCGGCCCACGCAGCCCCCAGUCACGCCGGCCCCCACCAGCGGUCCCGUCAUCACUGAUGCCUCUUGCGGCGCCAAAAUGAUCAGCGCCAAAGACCAGGACGAGGACCUGCGCAUCGUUGGUGGCCACAACGCGGAUUUGGGCGAGUGGCCUUGGAUCGCGGCGCUUUUCAACGGCGGAAGACAAUUUUGCGGGGGCUCGUUGAUCGACAGCACGCACAUUUUGUCAGCUGCCCACUGCAUUGCUCACAUGACCUCAUGGGACGUCUCAAGACUAACUGUCCGCCUUGGGGAAUACAACAUCAAGAGCAACACGGAAACAAAGCACGUGGAGAAAAAGGUUAAGCGACUGGUCAGGCACCGCGGAUUCGACUCCAGAACCCUGUACAACGACAUUGCCAUCCUCACCCUUGACUCGCCGGUGACUUUCACCAGCAUGAUCCGACCCAUUUGCCUGCCGACCGGCAGCGACGCGUACGACGGCAAGAAGGCCACCGUCGUCGGGUGGGGCAGUCUGAGGGAGAGCGGACCCCAGCCUUCCAUUCUCCAGGAGGUCAACAUCCCCAUCUGGACCAACACCGAAUGCCGCACCAAGUACGGAAACGCCGCCCCCGGAGGAAUCGUGGAACACUUCAUUUGUGCGGGAGAGGCUGGAAGAGACUCUUGUAGUGGUGACAGUGGUGGCCCCCUGAUGGUGAACAACGGCCGGUGGACGCAAGUGGGCGUCGUGAGUUGGGGCAUCGGCUGCGGCAAGGGCCAAUACCCCGGCGUGUACACGCGCGUGACCAGUUUCCUGCCCUGGAUCCAAAAGAACCUGAACUAAAUCGCCAGCGGCCGGCUUCGACUUGACCCUCACGACCCCUGCUGGUCCCCACACGCGGCCGACAGAGGCCGUGAGGCCCCCGACUCGGAGCCCGCGGCGGCCCCCGCGCAGCCCCUAGCCUUCCUCCCCCGAAUCAGUGCCAUUGGACUACCUCUGCAGGCCCGGAAUUAGUUACCAUAGAAAAGAGGCCUGCAAAAGGCUAGGCUAAAAAUUUGCAACAAUUAAUCACACACACACACACAUAUUCCAAGUACAAAAAAGAAAGAAAAGACAUUUUCUAAGAUAAAAAUCACCACAGGUUGUUAUUUGGCACGCAGCAAUUGGUUGGAUAGCUCUCUUUGUUUUAUUUUGAUUUAGGCUCAAAUGUUCACAUGACAUAAAUUAAAAAUAAAUAUAAUAUAUAUUGAA